Messenger RNA from Verruconis gallopava, 2274 nucleotides. RefSeq lists its product as uncharacterized. Bases 1 to 2274 code for a protein of 757 amino acids. The record is from RefSeq and is a predicted model, not a curated record. The transcript is spliced from 2 exons. NCBI's taxonomy places the organism in Eukaryota, Fungi, Ascomycota, Dothideomycetes, Venturiales, Sympoventuriaceae.
AUGCCGACAUAUAAACCUCUGGGAACUAGCGUUCAUCUGGCUGCAUACAGCCUUGUGGACAGCACUUCGAGUAAACCGCAGCGUUCCAAAAAUGCAGCGGGCAGCGACACAAAACGUGCCGAGCAAGCUCUGUUGACCGCACCAGCGCUGGCCGAGACUCAUGUUCCUUGUUUUGGAGACAGCACACGACUACACUUCCUUGGCGAUGUUCCUUUCUAUCUUGUUCAAGUUGGCGGCGACUGCUUCAAGCCGAAAAACUUUACACUAGAUGAGCGUGUCAAAGCCCAGGUCAGUCAAAACCAAGGCGGUGAAGACGAAGCCAGCCAGAAACAGACCUCCGUGAGUCAAAUUGAUUCUGGAGAUGAACGGACUCGGUCAAAGUCUGGUGGGCUUGUAUCAAGCCGCGGGUCAGGGCUAUCAAAGGACAUCUCUAUACCCAGAGCUCUUGGUCUCGUCAUCAAAUUGCCCCAGAAGACGUUUCUGCCGUCUUUUGAGACAAAAAAGGGAGCGUACCGCAGUCAAUCGAAAUUUCGAUGUGUCAAAUAUGAUGUUUUCUUCAAUGGCGAGCUGGCAGUGAGCGAUUUUCAACCCGCUCGAUAUCGAUAUGGCCGGGCUGGAACAACGCAGCCACUGUUUGAAGACGGCAACAUUCGUAUUGUCUCAGGAAAGCGUGUAGGGCUGCUUGUCGAGCGACCGUGGAUUAUCCUGCCACCAUCACGAAACACACAAGAAGGCUUACGAGAAGUCAAGAGUGAUGAGAUGGCUACAGAAGGGGCCGCAGAGAGAUGGCACGCUUUGAGCAAAGCCUUGUUGCGACGUGCUGAAGAACAAGGAUACAAUUCGCGAGAAGAGAGAAGCCCCCUUGGUCAAUAUUUGGCAAACCUUGCAUCGAUGGAAAUGCCCGAGUCUGUUAGGCAUAUGCAGAAGCCAGGAGGUCAUAAGUUCGGUGUCAUAGACGUGAUCAUCACUGCAGGCUCAGGUGGGAAAGGUCAAGGCCCCCAUCGAUAUUUGUCUGGCCCAGAGCCGCUUUGGGAUUCAAAGAAUUUUAAACGCAUGCCUGAAGUAUGGCAGACUGUCCAACAGAGGGACCAACUUCUAAAGCAACAGAGUCAUGACUUAUCUGCCGGAAAUACUAUGAAAUCUACGCCCAACAACGAAAGAAUAACAAGAACUUGGAAACUCGGGACCGAAAGCAUUGCUACGACACGACAAAAACGCAAAGUUGCAACCCCAGCUACAUACAGAGAUCUGUCGCGGCGAAGAACACUCACAUCGGCCCCAGAACAUAGCACUUCAACGCAGUCAAAACGCCGUCGUAUCUUACCAGAUUUCCCUGCUGUCCCUCAGCUUGAUUUCAACGACGUCAUUGCGAUUACACCUACCAAAGCUGAAGAAGCUCGCAAACAGAGAGGUAAUCAAACCGGUAGUUCACACUCUGCACGUAUUCCAUUUUCAACCUCUAUGACGAAGCGCCGCCUUGUUGAUACUAUUUCGGUCGAUGAAAGCGAGUCUCCAUCUCACAAUGGGACCUGGAAUGCUCGUCCAGGUGCAGUCGCCGGCAGCAAGAGCGUAUCCGGGUAUAUGGGAAUGACUAAGCGCGGAGUAUUCAGGAAGAGAGCAAAUACGACAUCAGCAGAGCAGCAAGCACCGACCUCUGAGAUUCAGACUGCAGAUGGAGAGCUAGUGGCGCAGGAAAAAGAUAUGUGGACAAUAAAACGUGUUUUUAUUGGCGGAAAGGACGCGCCGAUCAUAGAUAAGGUCCUCAGUUCACCAUACAGCCUCCAAAAGAGGUGCAGGCUGGGCUUAAGCCCGUCUGUGAAUCAUCAGCCGCUCGACGAAUCAGUUGUAUUUGGAUUGAGAAAUGUUAAUACCUGGAAUGCUGCUACAAAGGUCCAAUCACUUGCGGCUUCAUCUACUUCACUCAGCACAGCUCUACCGGCUGGGCUUGCACCACAGCCGGCCACAAAUCAAACGCGACUUCCUGACGCAAGCUUUUCGCUUAGAUCAGCAUUGUCUUUGCCAUUGUCACUCAACACAGGCCCACAACCUCAGUCGAAAUUCGGCGAUCCAUUGGAGGAAACUCGAGCGACCUGGCGCAUGCCAGAACUUAGUAAGGACUGUGUAAUCAGCUUUGCUGAGGAAGGAGAAUGGCUCACUGCUGCAGGUAAAGGCAGCGUGCUCAGGCACAUCAGGAGUAGCCGUGCGGGAAAUUUUACGGAGCAUGAGGUCAUAUUUGCUGUGAGAUACAUUGUUGCGGGUGAGUCGCAGGAGUGA